Aspergillus heteromorphus CBS 117.55 is the source of this 720-nucleotide messenger RNA. RefSeq names its product NUDIX hydrolase. The record is from RefSeq and is a predicted model, not a curated record. The coding region runs from base 91 to 720 and encodes 209 amino acids. NCBI's taxonomy places the organism in Eukaryota, Fungi, Ascomycota, Eurotiomycetes, Eurotiales, Aspergillaceae. The transcript is spliced from 2 exons.
CUUUCUCUUCAUACAAGCCCUGCCUGCACAUAAACCCCAACUGUCAAUUAUCUCUUUCAUCCAUCCUACACCUCCACUUUCACCUCCAAAAUGAUCACACCCACAGCUCCAGCCCAACCACCACCACCACCAACAACAACAACAAGAACAAUAAACCCCUCUACCUCCUACACCAUCGCCCCCCACCUCGACCACUACGCCCAACCCCUCUCAACAUUCACCACCCACCACCCAGUCGACACCCUCGUCGUCGGCGCCUUCAUCUUCAGCCCCAAUCCAACCCCAACCUCACCUCCCAUCUCCCCCUCCCCCUCCCCCUCCACAGCAAUCCCCAAAACCCUCCUCCUCCAACGCGCCGCCUCAGACUCCUACCCCUACUUCUGGGAAGGCCCGGGCGGGGGCUGCGAGCCCAGCAUCGACGAGACGCUUCUUGCGGGCGUAGCGCGCGAAGUCUUCGAGGAGACGGGACUGGCGGUCGUGCGGUUUGUGGAUUUGGUGUGUGUGGAUGGGUGGAGGAAGGGCGGGAAGAGGGUGAUGAAGUGGACUUUUUUGGUGGAUGUUGGGUCGCCGUUUGCUUCUGGGGCUGGGUCUUCUGGGUUUACUGGCGGGGAUUGUGGGGGCGGGGAUGGAGAGGUUGGUGGGAGUGGUGGGAGUGGUGGGAGUGAGGGGUGGGAGGGGAAGGUAAGGGUUGCGGAGGAGGAGCAUAGAGCGUUUCGAUGA